UUGGCAUUGUGGGAUAGCAGUCGGAGGUUUGGGGGGUUAGGAACUGGUUUCUGAAGACCGUGCGUUGUUUAUUUACAUUUGUGGUCUGUAUCGUUCUUGAAAACCUUUUCAGAAUGCGGGGAGACGAAUCUGAUUCCGAGUCUGGGAAAACAGACGAUAGCUCUGUUCGGAAGAGUCUCGAAGCUCUUUGUCAAGAGCUGAAUAUGGACGAAGAAACAGCAGCUGAAGCCAUGCAAAACUUCACUGCGAUUUGGAAUACAUAUACUCUGGAGGGCGAUGUUGUUCACUGGCUGGCUUGUUCGCUGUAUGCAGCCUGCAGAAAGGGCUCUACCCCGACUGUGGGCAAGGGCCUCAUGGAGGGAAACUGUGUGUCUCUGACUAGAAUCCUCAGGUCCUCCAAGCUGAGCUUGAUUCAGUUCUUCAGCAAAAUGAAGAAAUGGUCAGACAUGUCAAACCUGUCCCAGGAUUUUCGUAAUCGCAUCAGCCGCCUGGAGAGGAAUUUCGAAGUAUCCACUGUAAUUUUCCGCAAAUUUGAGCCAAUCUUCAUGGACAUGUUCCAAGACCCUCAAGGGGAGCCACCCCGACAGCCCAGAAGCAGGAAACACAGACGCCUUCCCUGUCACAUUAGUGAUGUCUUCAAGUUCUGCUGGACACUUUUUGUGUACACCAAGGGGAAUUUCCAAAUGAUUGGCGAUGACUUGGUGAACUCGUAUCACCUCCUGCUGUGCUGUCUGGACUUGGUGUUUGGCAAUGCCAUGCUCUGCUCAAACAGAAAAGACCUUAUCAACCCUCUCUUCAAAGGGCUACCCAAAGACUGGCCCGACACAGCCUCCUCUGGACAGCCCCCCUGCGUGAUUGACAAGCUGUGCGAGUUGCACGAUGGACUGGUGGUGGAGGCCAAAGGCAUCAAGGAGCACUACUUCAAGCCCUACAUCAAACGCCUCUUUGAGAGAAAGAUACUAAAAGGAAAUGAUGACAACUUGACUGAACUGCUGGAUACAUCCAACUUCAUCGAUAACAAUAAAGCCAUUAACCGCGAGUAUGAAGAGUACGUACUGACUGUCGGGGACUUUGACGAGCGCGUGUUCCUGGGAGCCGAUGCUGACGAGGAGAUUGGGACGCCCCGCAAGGUCACGGCUGAAGCGGCGGGGGGACAUAUGUCUGCCAGGAUGCAGGUGGAAUCCAACCUGCAGCAGCACUUUGAUAAGAAACGCUCUCUGGCGCCCUCUACCCCCCUGACGGGGCGGCGCUACCUGAAGGAGAAGGAGCUGCUGGUGACGCCCGUGUCCUCUGCUACCCAGAGCGUCAGUCGGCUGCAGAGCAUGGUGACCGGCCUGCGCAACACGCCCAGCGAGGCCCUGCUCAACAUCUUCAAGACGUGCUCUCGUGACCCCGCUGACAUUAUUCAGAAUCGUGUGAAGACCCUGGGGGAGACCUUCAAGCAGAACUACACCAAACAGUCUGAUAACAUGCCAGGCUCACAUAUGGAUUUUGCAGAAAAACGAUUGAAACUGGCUGAAAUCCUGUACUACAAGAUUCUGGAGAAUAUCAUGGCUCAGGAAAUGAAAAGGCUCCAAGGAAAAGACAUGGCUUGCUGUCAGGUCUUGUUGGAGCAGGACAUUUUCCACUGUUCACUGAUGGCCUGCUGUCUGGAGGUGGUGCUCUUUGCCUACAGUUCCCAGAAGACCUUUCCCUGGAUUAUUGAAGUCUUCAAACUACAACCAUAUUACUUCUAUAAGGUAAUUGAGGUCUUCAUUCGCUCUGAGGAAGGCCUGUCCAGGGACAUGGUGAAGCACCUGAACAGCAUUGAGGAGCAGGUGCUGGAGAGCAGGGCCUGGAGCAGGGACUCAGUGCUGUGGGAGGUCCUCAAAACUGCCAACAACAAAGUCCCCUCAGUGGAGGAGGUGAAUUUUGCCAGCAACUUUGACACGGGCAGCAGCAGCAGCAGCGGCGGAGGUGGUGGUGGUGGGGGUCCAUCUCACCUGCCCUUGGUGGCCCUCUCCCCCAUCAUCCACCCCCGCAUCAGAGAGGUGCGCACCGGUCUGGGGGCCAGCGCUCGCAAAGACGUUCCACCCUCACCCAUCUCCCUGCACGACCGCUACAGCUCACCCACUGCCGGCAGUGCCAAGAGGCGCCUGUUCGGGGACGACAUGCAGCCCCAGUCUCCCAUCAAGCGGUUCUCUGUCACCCCCAUCAAGAUCAUCCCUACGUCGAACGACGCCACACUAUCAUCACAGACCACCACUGUGCUCUCUAUGGCCACAGCAAAUGGCCAGCAGCUCAAUAUACCGCUGCCAGGUAUGGGUGCCUCACCCUUCUUUGUCAAAGCUGUGAAGAACGACAUGAGCGGCAUCACGGUGAUCCAGGUGCAGUCGAGUGACGUCAGCCCCCUCACGGCUCAGGUGCUGCUGACGGCCUCCCCCGGCCGGCCCAUCGCGCCCCCCGCCCCCACCGUCCCCGAGCCCCAGGUUUCCAACAAGCCCCGGCGCACGGGCUCACUGGCGCUGUUCUUCAGGAAGGUGUACCACUUGGCCAGCGUGCGUCUGCGGGACCUGUGUCUGAAGCUGGACAUUUCCCCGGAGCUGCGGGGGAAGAUCUGGACGUGCUUUGAGCACUCCAUCUUACAGAGCACUGAGCUCAUGAAGGACCGGCACCUGGACCAGCUGCUCCUCUGUGCCAUCUACAUCAUCUCAAAGAUAACAAAAGAGGACCACGCUUUCCAGGACAUCAUGAAAUGUUACCGUAGCCAGCCACAAGCCAGCAGUCAUGUGUACCGCAGUGUCCUCCUGAGGAAGGUCUACAAAGAGGCGGUAGCAGCAGCCGACGAGAACAUGGAGGUGGACCAGCCUGCGGAGGAGGUGGACGGAAAUAAAGAUGGUGAGCGCACAGCGAACGGCGAGCGUGAAUCAGAAGAGGAGCGUGGUGACCUCAUUCAGUUCUACAACUCGGUGUAUGUCCUGAAGAUGAAAGGCUUUGCCCUCAAAUACGCCACACAGAGUGCAGAAAACCGGAUGGAGGCACCCCCGUUGUCUCCGUUCCCGUCCGUGCGAGCCGGGCCCUUGUCCCCCCGCCGUAUCUCCCAGAGACACUCCAUUUACAUCUCCCCCCACAAGAACGGCCCCUGCCUUACCCCCAGCUACACAUACAAGUUCAGUGGCAGCCCCUCCAAGGAACUGAGCGACAUCAACCGCAUGAUCCGGCAAGGAGGGGUGAGCAAGAAGCGUGCAUUCACCAUGGAGGGCGACGAAACGGAGUCGCCCACCAAGCGCCUGUGCCAGGAGAGCGAGGACGUGCUGCUCAAGCGCCUGCAGGAUGUGGUGAGCGAGCGGGCCCACCACUGACCCCAUAUGAUGACCCCCUACAGAUCAGCACCAGCCUUGCUCCAGAAAACACAUCGACUUUCCCCAGAACUCAGGCUUUGCUACUGCUACUUAUCAUGUACAAAAGACCCACAAUAUAUACAACAUAUACAGUCUACAAGAAGAAGGGGGCUUCUGGUAGUUUUCUUUUUUUUUUGGUGGAGAUAGGUUUGAAUGAAUGAGGGUAAUCAAACUGCUGCAGACACCAGCUCCAUAUCAUGUCUCUCCAUUUACAGCAUAUGUCUAAUGCUGUACAGUCUUUGUCGGUAUGAGAUCAAGGUCCAGCACCCAACGUCUCGCCCUCUGUCGCUGUUCAGGGUUAGGGGCAGUUCUCUCCCCACACUUGCAGAGGUGGGUACACACACAGACGUCUGUGUGGCUUGUUUGGUGUUUGUGCUGUGACCAGGGGCUUGGUCUCUGAGACAGACUUGGAGGACUUCUGGCCGAUAAAGCAGAGGCUGGUUUUGUCCUUAGUGCUGCUUCCAAGGAGCAGCAUGUUAUACUAUUGUGUAGCAUCUACACUGUUGUUUUAUAUACAUUGUAUUGUUUGUAAAGUUGUUUUAAUUAAGGAGAUUGUGUUUUGUGGUUUUAUUCUCCCUCCAUCCAAUGCAAACAGUAUUUUUGGAGUCAAUUGUAAUUCAUUUAACAAUUUCUUGUCAGGAGUGUAAAAUCACUAUGUUGUGUAAAAUCACUAUGUUGUGUAAAAAAAAAAAAAAAAGGAAAAUAUCUCUACAAAAGUUUUAACGUGGAAUCAGUGUUUAAGUUACUUUUGUCUUUUAAUUAAUAUUAUUAUUGUUAUUAUUAUUUCUGCUAGUGGAGAACUUUCUCUGGGACAUUAUGAAAGGCAAAUUCUGCUUUGUUUUUAAUCUGUAGCCACAGUGACAAACACUGUACCAUCUUUUCAGUCAUGACCAUUUGGUGUUUGGUGUCUGGAGUGUGCUGUCCUUGCAAGAAAUCUUAACUCGCGUUUUGUUAAAAUUGCCUUUUUGUUUGGUUGCCCACCAUAUGCUAUUUCAAAUGUCUAUUCCCCUCUUAAAGGAAUACCCUCUUACAUUUUAAUCUAUGCUGUUUUAGUCCUUAAAACAUCUGUACUAAACAGUGCCUUUUAUAUGUAUAUGGAAAUGUGUGCUUGGUUGAAGUGAAAUGUGUUUUAUAUCUAACACAUUAUUUUACAGAAAAUAUUAAGCCCAUUAAUAAAACACUUUAGUUAUCCUA
This is a messenger RNA of Clupea harengus (Atlantic herring), 4574 nucleotides long. RefSeq names its product retinoblastoma-like 1 (p107) (gene rbl1). Gene Ontology annotation, molecular function: RNA polymerase II transcription regulatory region sequence-specific DNA binding. Lineage: Eukaryota; Metazoa; Chordata; Actinopteri; Clupeiformes; Clupeidae. Gene Ontology annotation, biological process: regulation of transcription by RNA polymerase II; negative regulation of G1/S transition of mitotic cell cycle; cell differentiation. The record is from RefSeq and is a predicted model, not a curated record. Gene Ontology annotation, cellular component: chromatin; transcription regulator complex; nucleus.